GGCCAAAACUCGUUUCGAACACUGGCGACAAAACGAUAAGACAGAUCAAAGGCAAAGGCGAGGAGGAGGGCAGCAACCACUUCCAAUGAGCCCUUCACGCCCUACCAUAUUGCGCCCUACUGUCGACUGCACGCCGCUGUGCGCUUAUCUCAGCAAACGGCCGACGGCGUGUGGUGCUGCCUUGUUUGUCCUGUUGGCGAUUGUGGUGCCGCUCUCAUUGCCUGGCUGGCGAGCAUCCGACCAGCGAGUCUUCCUGGAAGAUGGACACGCGGAGGUGUCGCAGCACCUCGGGCUGUUCGGCUAUCGGCUAUCGCUGGACAUUGUCGGCGAAGGCAGUACUAUCCUGUGCAGACCGCAUGUUAUCGAAGAGUCGCCUGUGUGGGAGGCGCCGCAGGAGCUCCAGCAGUGCUUCGGAAACAACACAACCUGUGGGUGCUGGGCGUCCUACAGCUUCCUCGUCGACCAGAGCACGGCGGAGGGCGACGACAAGGCAGCUGCUGUGUGGCGAGGCUAUAAGAGGGCGGGCACCUUUGUCUACAUCUCCAUGGGCCUCGUCCUACCGCUGCUGAUGAUCGUGGGUGGCAUCUGCUGGAGUCGACGUCUUGACGACCAGGGGUUGUCAACCUUCCCCUGGGACGCCAUCGGCGCGAGCCUCUUCACGGCCGCUUUCUGCCUGCCCAUUGUUACCUUCAGUGCGUGGCUGGGCCUCACCAACUAUAGGAUGUGCUUCGAUGAAGCGAGCAGCAGCCUGGAGGGAGGCCACUGCCCCGCGGCUCUGCCCCCCUACUGGAUGCUCGGCUGGUCGUGUCUUUUCCUGGGUGUGCUGGUGACCCGGCUGUGGUGGUGUGUGGCUGUUGAGUGGAGGAAGGCACAUCCACGUGUGUCUGUCCAGGUGCCAACGGCCCCCUCUGUGGGCAGGCACGUGUGGAUGGCUGGGCGUGUGAUAGGCAAGGCGCGCAACGCCCAAGACUCCGACAGCAUGACCGUCACGACCGCUGCGUCGAGUGUGUGAGUGACGGCCCAAGUGCGUGCGUGUGCUUCAUGGACGAGUAGUCAGCCGGGACCCCUUAAGCUGACCAACCGAGUCAGUCGGUGGGCACUCUGUGUGCGUGUGCGUGCUGCCCCCUGCGUGCUGCCAGCUGGUGCGGAUGUGGGUGUGUGUGUGAGAGGAGAAAAAAAAUGCGCGCGCGUGUGAGCGUGCGUGUUGUCGGUACUUGUGUGUGGGUCUCCAUUCCUUUGCCGUGUAUGGCACGCCUUGUGUGUGGGUGUGGGUGUGGGUGCGUGUGGGUGCGUGCGUGGUAGUGUGGUACAUAGUCGGGCCACUUUGUUGAAGUCCUGUUGUGUAGCGUCUUAUCUUGUGGUGUUGUGUCUUAGUUGUUGUGUGACCUUGUCGCCCAGACGCCCAGACAUGUACAGUGCCGUGAUAUCGAUGUGAUACCUUGGGCGUGUUUGAGACGUCAGUUGUGUUUCCAUGAUUGAAUGCAUCCAUCGUGCGCAC
Molecule: messenger RNA, 1498 nt
Organism: Vitrella brassicaformis
Lineage: Eukaryota; Vitrellaceae
Source: the annotation of a GenBank genome assembly